CGAUUUUUUCUUUCUAGACUUUUCAUUUUAAACUUUUAAGUCAAGUCAGACACAUUAAAUUUUAGUUUCGGCAAAAAAUUGAAAAUUUUCCAUUUAGCCCAUCUUUUAAGAUUUUAGCGAUAUGGCCAAGUACUGUGAGGCUCUCUCCCAUCUGUCGCUCAUCGGCGCGUGUUGCUAUGGAAUCUACGCACUGACACCGGCUGAACACCCGUAUGGAUAUACGGCAGCCGCAUUCUGUUUUGUCCAUGGACUGCUGUCGCUCGUGCGUUCCCUGGGGGAGGAUGAGGAGUGCGGUCCUGCGCGCUCCUUUUCUGUGUCGACGGGCAUUGUGGAUGUUAUACCUCUUCCGCUGGCCAAUAUUGAAUUCUACUUGCAAUCCUCCCAAUCAGGCAUGGCCUUGGUGCACGCCCUGUCUCUUAUAUUGCUGCUCUAUGAUAUGAUGGGCAGCUUGGGCGAUGACUGGGAUCGUGCCACGGAGACGGUUAAGGAUCUAUCGCUGCUGGGCAAUGUUGCAUCCGGCGCAUAUCUGGGCGUACAGGAAGAGAACUAUUAUCACGUAGGCGUGGCAGCAUCCGCUGGCAUUGCCCGUUACGGCUCCUCGCUGGUCAGCACAAUCGUGCCGGCCGCGGGUCCCCAUGUGAAUACAUUGAGCAAGGCAGCAAUUAUAGGGCUAAUGACGUACUCCCUGACCAACAAAUGAUUUCAAUUUUUAAUAUCCAUACAUAACAUGUGCAAAUAUCAUCAGAUGAUUAAAUGGCUAUAAUUUUAGAUACAAAAAAAUA
Messenger RNA from Drosophila montana, 782 nucleotides. RefSeq lists its product as uncharacterized. Bases 122 to 700 code for a protein of 192 amino acids. The transcript has a single exon. The record is from RefSeq and is a predicted model, not a curated record. NCBI's taxonomy places the organism in Eukaryota, Metazoa, Arthropoda, Insecta, Diptera, Drosophilidae.